CGUCCUUGCCCAGGCUGGGCUGGGGAGAUCGCCCCCUUUCUCCCUCCGUUUGGGGAGGGCCCCUCCACGUGGUCGGGAAGAAGGCUAGCAGCUGUGCUCAGGUCCUAGCUCUGCUGGCUGACCCCCGCAGGCGAGCCUUCUAACCUCCUCCUCUGUAAAAUGGGCUUAAUGCACACCUGAGGCAGGGGAUAUACCGGAGUACGAUGCUGCUUCUGCCCUGUCUCUGCCCUCCAGGAGCCGGAGCCGCCGCCUCCAUGCUGAGUUUGCUGCUGAACGAGACUGGGACCAGUUCCACCAACCUCGGAACCUCCUCCUGGCCUUGUCAGUGGAAGCCGGAUGAGGAGCCUGGGCCCCAAGCCUGGCCCCCCAGGGAACGAGCAGCCCUUCAAGAGGAGCUCAGUGACGUCCUCAUCUACCUGGUAGCAUUGGCAGCCCGCUGCCGUGUAGAUCUGCCCCGAGCAGUGCUCUCCAAGAUGGACACCAACCGGCGACGCUACCCAGUGCAUCUGUCCCGCGGCUCUGCCCGCAAGUACACAGACUUGCCCCAUGGGGCCACCUCUGAAAACCAGGCUGUGGGGCCUGCAGACCUUGCCUGUGAGUCCACAGGUCAGGCCUCAACCUAGAAACAUGGGCACAGAACCUGCAACUCAGCACGGCAUCUGAGGAGCAGAGGGUGCUCCAGCCAUGCUACCUCAUUCUAGUCCUUUCCUAACAGAUCAUGGGCCUGGGCGCUACCCUUCUUGAGGUCUGAGGCCCAAGAACCUCCAGUAGGUAGCCUCCUGUUUUUUUCUCUCUCAAUAAAAGUUUUGGUUAGCAACUUCUGGAUUCUUCCUGGGGCAGCUGGGGAGGCUCUCUGUCUCAGCACAUGCUGGAGAGGGGUACCAGGGAUACCUGUGAGCCCAAAGCCCAUGUUUCUCUAUUAUACUGCCCACCUGCAGAGCAGAGAGAUCUGAUUUCUAGUAAGUUCUCUGUCUGACCUCAUGCAAGUAAGUCCCUUCCCCUUCUCUAAACAAGACUGGAGGCUUUAUGUAGUGUUGGAUAAGAGCCCAGGUUCUGGAGCCAGGCUGUAUGGGUUCAAAUGCCAUCUUUGAUACCGGAUGAUGUUCUGGAUUAUAUUGGCAUCUUUCUGUGCCUCCAUUUCCUCAUCUAAAAUGAAAAUAAGGGACUUCCCUGAUGGUCCAGUGGUUAAGACUCUGCGCUUCCACCGCAGGGGGCGUGGGUUCCAUCCCUGGUCGGGGAACUAAGAUCCCACGUGCCGCGCAGCCAAAAAUAAAUAAAUAAAUACAUUAAAUGAAAUGAAAAUAAUGUUAUCUACCUUAUAGGGUUGUAAGGUUUGAGUAAGUUAUUCUAAGUAGAGUGUUUAGGACAGUGUAAGUUUGCAGUUGUCAUUAUCUGUUUGCUUUUUCAACUCAAAACUUUCAGGGGCACAGAGCAGGAAAUUUCAACAGUUAAGGCAGGCGUGGGCCUUGUCCCUGAGAGAGCUCUCUGCCCCUCUCCCUUGGCCCCCAGCACAAAUCACGGUCAAGUCUGUCUGAUAUGAAGCAGAACAGGGCUUCCUCUCUUUUGGGGCUUGGACCCCUUAG
Globicephala melas (long-finned pilot whale) is the source of this 1583-nucleotide messenger RNA. RefSeq names its product dCTP pyrophosphatase 1 (gene DCTPP1). The record is from RefSeq and is a predicted model, not a curated record. Gene Ontology annotation, molecular function: dCTP diphosphatase activity. Lineage: Eukaryota; Metazoa; Chordata; Mammalia; Artiodactyla; Delphinidae. Gene Ontology annotation, cellular component: cytosol. Gene Ontology annotation, biological process: dCTP catabolic process; DNA protection.